AAAUGGGGACAAUAAUUCCUUGUUAAUUACUUUAUGUUGCUGUGGGGACCUCAAGACCAAACAAAACUCUCAGAAAAGCAUAAAGAGCAAUUCAGAGAGGGAUUGUUGACUAUCAUCGUCAUGGUGCUAAUCCGCACGUCUCCAGGAUUUUUUUUCCUUCUGCUGUGCUUCUGGAAAGCGGCGAGCAGAGCGAGAGGCGCGGGCUCGCGAGGACAAGGGGUCAAGGCCGGACCUUGAAGUGAAGCGCAAUCCGGAGCAACCUGCAGUCAAACGGGCUCAGAAGGUGAAGCCGGCACCGCGGUAACGCGCGCCCAGGCCCAGGGAUGAGGCAGCGGCCCACAGCAUCCUCGCCGGGCCCCUCCAGCCUGCUCCAGCGGCUCCGGGACGUCGCGCGAGCGCCCCCGGCUGCCCCAGAGAUCGCUACGGCGAGGGGCGGGGCGGGCGGAGGAGUGCGCGGCAAAGGGCGGGGCCUCUUCGCGUCCACUGAUGGCGUCAUCGGAGCGACAGGCCCGGAAGGAAGUAGCGUGCUGAGGGGUGUGGCGGUUUCUGCGGUUGCUUGGGAGUUCGGACUUGUACGGAGCGCCCGGAGGGACAGCCUGGACACAGGUCCGCUGAUGGCUCAGUUGGGAGCAAUUGUGGCCGUGGCUUCCAGUUUCUUCUGUGCAUCUCUCUUCUCAGCUGUGCACAAGAUUGAAGAAGGUCAUAUUGGGGUGUAUUACAGAGGCGGUGCCCUGCUGACCUCCACCAGCGGCCCUGGCUUCCACCUCAUGCUCCCGUUCAUCACGUCCUAUAAGUCUGUACAGACCACACUUCAAACAGAUGAGGUGAAGAAUGUACCAUGUGGGACCAGUGGUGGCGUGAUGAUCUACUUUGACAGAAUUGAAGUGGUAAACUUCCUAGUCCCAAAUGCAGUGUAUGAUAUUGUGAAGAACUACACUGCAGACUACGACAAGGCCCUCAUCUUCAACAAGAUCCACCAUGAACUGAACCAGUUUUGCAGUGUGCACACGCUUCAGGAGGUCUACAUUGAACUGUUUGAUCAAAUUGAUGAAAACCUCAAACUGGCUUUGCAACAGGAUCUGACCUCCAUGGCCCCUGGACUUGUUAUCCAAGCUGUACGAGUGACAAAGCCCAACAUCCCUGAGGCAAUCCGCAGAAACUACGAGUUGAUGGAAAGCGAGAAGACGAAGCUUCUCAUUGCAGCCCAGAAACAGAAGGUGGUGGAGAAGGAGGCGGAAACAGAGAGGAAGAAGGCCCUCAUUGAGGCAGAAAAAGUGGCUCAAGUUGCAGAAAUCACCUAUGGACAGAAGGUAAUGGAGAAGGAGACUGAGAAGAAGAUUUCAGAAAUUGAAGAUGCCGCAUUUCUGGCCCGGGAGAAGGCAAAGGCUGAUGCUGAGUGCUACACUGCUCUAAAAAUAGCGGAAGCCAAUAAGCUAAAGCUGACCCCAGAAUAUCUACAGCUGAUGAAGUACAAGGCCAUUGCUUCCAACAGCAAGGUCUACUUCGGCAAGGACAUCCCCAACAUGUUUAUGGACUCUGCAGGAGGUCUGGGCAAGCACUUUGAGGGGCUGGCUGACAAGUCGAGCCUUGGCCUAGAAGACGAGCCCCUAGAGGCAGCCACGAAGGAUAACUGAGAAAGCUCUUUGUCUGUGACCUCUGAUCGUGACACUUAGAGAGAUCUUUAUUUUUAAGCUGAAACAGAAUGUUCCUUCCACACCAACUUCUUUGACUCUUCAAGUUACCAUGGUAAAAAAGGAAGCAGUGGACUUAAAUGUACUCCCCUUCUGGGAAGGGAGGGCAGACGAAUAAUUAGGGCUUUUCAUUCAGGUAAGUGUGACUUCUUACAUGGUGUGUAAACCAUAGAUUUGACCUCUGACCUGCAGACACCAACUCUGUCCCUUUGAAGCUGGCAUACCUGGAGAUGCUGUCAGUAGUAGGAGAGACGUGUGUCGGCUGCUCCUGGUGGUUUGACUUCUCUCAUUUGGGAAAAUGCAUUCCACAGUUCUCACCCCUGCCUCUAAGGCCGGCAGCUGCUGUCUGUGGGAGGGGCACAUGUGCACUGGGAGCAUCAGUUGCUGAGAGCAUUGGCCUGCUGGGCAUUUCUGUCAUCGUGAGUGUGAGUUAUUUUAGGGGCAAGUUUCGUUGAGCCACCUAAGGAAGAACCCGGUGCUAAGUUUUGCAAGAUUUUCUAUACAUUACCCUCCUUGUCCUGGGGCUCAAAGGGUAGUGUUUUCUGACUACAUCUCCAGCAGCCCUGCUUAGUCACUAACAUACAACACCGUACCUGUGGUUUGAUUGCUUCUUGAAUAAUUUGUCCAUUAGUUUCACUCAGGAUCAAAAAGAUAGGAACAGGAAGUGUCUUACUAACCCAUAAAGUAGGGUCAUUAUGCCUAUUAAGCACUGUAGUUCUUGCUGGCCUGAUUAUGUGUACUUCUGAGACCAAACCCCUUUAUUAGAGUGAAGAUUCUUCAUUGAAGAGCUCAGACACGGUGUGUGGAGGAGGAAGUGUCAGCCAAGAGAUGCGCAAGUUGUAGUGCCUGUGGCCUGUGCUGGGUCCCUGACAUACUGUUAAGAAAAGCUUCUAAAUCCAGGACUCCAGGCAGCCACUUGGGAGUCGCCUACAGAGCUGCAGUGUAGCUUCAAGUCAGAGUUUUGGGUCUGAAUCAAAAUACAUUCAGAAUGUUUUCUUUUUCUUUCCUAGUUAGGAAUAUAAGGAGUCACCUUGGGAGACUCAGAAUGGAGAGAACAAACAUAAAGGAAAGGUAUUUCUUAGGUCCUGAAAUUGGGGUGGGAGCAGGGCUCCGACCUGUAUGGCCAGUGAGUGCUACCCAGAAUUGCUGUGUGGAGGGCAGCUGUGCAGUUACUUUACACAUCCAUACCCUGCGUAAGCAUGAUCAGCUCUUGACCUUGUUAUUAAGUGCCCCCAACACACAGGCACCUACUGUAUCUUCUAGGUGAGUACUGUUAAUGGUGUUUUUGACACCAAUCCCCACCUCAUUUUUGGUUCUGUAACUCAGGCCAGCUUGCUUCUGAGUGGUACCAGGCCUGUCAGGUGUUGGGGGAGCGUUCAUCCUGCCUAUAAAGAGGCAGAGCACCAGCUCCCCUCCUCCAAGUGCUGUCUUUCUCUGUUCCAACUAAUCACAGAUUUCUCAAGCCACUGGUCCUGUCAUGCUUUGUAUAGGCCACAAAACGUUUGUGGAAGGAAUAUACUGUAAUGUGUUCAGGAGCUCUUACAGAGGUGGUCUCUUCCCACGACAAGUAGGGCACCCAUUGUUGAAACGCAUUCAUCUUCCUCACACUCACUGCUGCUAAACAUUUGUUAAGAGCAACAUGCUGUACCCAGCACAGCCCCGCCCCCCCAGUCACAUGUGUCUUCAUUCUCCUCUAAGCUCUUCCACCUGAGCCUCAGAAAACACUACUUCACGCAGUCAGCACAGGGGUAAGAGUAUCUGACCAGAUAGUACUCACUCAGCUCGGCAGUCUCCCUGGUACUAACACCCUGCUAGCUUGUCCCCUAACCACAAAGAGCCUCGAUAAAGUCCUGCUGCAACUGCCCCCACCCACCCAAUGUAACUGUCACUUCUUUAAACAAAAAAAAAACGAAAUGUUCCCAUGCCGUUAACCAGUCCAAUAGUCGUGGGUAUCUGUCACAGAAGUAAAACCAUGGCUGUCCACUGCCGCCUCAGCACAGGAUGACUAGCCCGUCUGUCUGUGUGUGACUGCUUUUAUACUAGAAAACUGAUCUUAAGACAUUUGAAUUUAAACAUAAAAUGUGAUAAGCCUGCAGUUUUGUAGGCGGUAAAGUCAUGGCUGCUAUUUAUAAGUAGAACUUCUAUUAAAAUAAGUAACUGUUUAUAAAUUCAGUUUUUGUAGGAUUUUCCCAAGAAACAGAAUGUUUCUCAUUCAUUAAACUUUGCAGUUUUUAAUCACUUUUUUGAAUAUAUGGUCAGAAUGUUUGUAAGGAAGCCAAAGUUUGUUAAUAAUUUUUAUAUAUAACUAAAAAUAGAAGUGGAAGAAUUGGCGAUUAUACUAUGCUGAGGAGGAAGGAACCACUGAAUGUCCUAAAAAAGAUGUUUCGUAUCUUUCAAUGUUGAUAGUUUUACCAUUUAAAUUGUGAAAGCAAGAUAAUCACAGUUCCCAACCUUGGCUGUCUUAAGUUUGUCUUGACAAAUAGCUACUGUGUGUCUGUGAACCUAACCUACUUGUACUCAUUGGGCUCGUAGAUGCUGUUUGUGUUGUUUCCUUAAAAAAGCUGUAAUGGGCAAUCAUUGCUUGUCCUUCCAUUCCUUUUUAUCUCUGCUUUUAUGUAAAUGGACUAGUCUUCCCCCCCCACCCCAGAGCCCUUCAGGGCUUAAUGAGCCCCCUUUGUAACUGAGAAAUGAUUCUUGCUACAGUAAUCAUUCUAUAAAUGACACUAUUAGAUUAACUGAUUGUCUCGGGGAUAGAUCCAGGAAGUUUCUGGACAACACAAGAGGUCUCAUGUGAAUUUAUUUAUGUCUUGGUUUUAAUUUCAGUCUUGCUAAAUAAAGUAAGUCUUUGUGUUCACUUUCUUACUAAA
Molecule: messenger RNA, 4558 nt
Organism: Nannospalax galili (Upper Galilee mountains blind mole rat)
Lineage: Eukaryota; Metazoa; Chordata; Mammalia; Rodentia; Spalacidae
Gene: Erlin2
Product: ER lipid raft associated 2
Exons: 12
Coding region: 324-1634 (436 amino acids)
Biological process (GO): SREBP signaling pathway
Cellular component (GO): endoplasmic reticulum membrane; endoplasmic reticulum
Molecular function (GO): cholesterol binding; ubiquitin protein ligase binding
Source: RefSeq, a predicted model, not a curated record